Messenger RNA from Cervus elaphus (red deer), 1461 nucleotides. RefSeq names its product regucalcin (gene RGN). Bases 187 to 1092 code for a protein of 301 amino acids. The transcript has 8 exons. Gene Ontology annotation, molecular function: gluconolactonase activity; calcium ion binding; enzyme regulator activity. The record is from RefSeq and is a predicted model, not a curated record. NCBI's taxonomy places the organism in Eukaryota, Metazoa, Chordata, Mammalia, Artiodactyla, Cervidae. Gene Ontology annotation, biological process: L-ascorbic acid biosynthetic process.
UGCCCCACCUCCCUGCCCCGGGUGGCUCUGCCAGAUUCUUGCAGCGGAAGAGUAGAGGACGGCGUGGAGGGAGCCGAUCCCCACCCCCACCCGCAGCUCCGUCCGGGCGGCUGUCCACCUGACCUCCAGCCUCCUGCUAGUCAUCAGCCUGAAACCUUGAAGAAAAAAACACUGUAGGUCUCCCCCAUGACAAUGUCUUCCAUUAAGAUUGAGUGUGUUUUGCGGGAGAACUGCCACUGCGGUGAGUCUCCAGUAUGGGAGGAGGCGUCCAACUCUCUGCUCUUCGUAGAUAUUCCUGCCAAAAAGGUUUGCCGGUGGGAUUCUCUCAGCAAGCAAGUGCAGCGAGUGACCGUGGAUGCCCCUGUCAGCUCUGUGGCCCUUCGCCAGUUGGGAGGCUAUGUUGCCACAGUUGGAACAAAGUUCUGUGCUUUGAACUGGGAAGAUCAGUCAACAGUUGUCUUGGCCACAGUAGAUAAAGAGAAGAAAAACAAUCGAUUCAAUGACGGGAAGGUGGAUCCCGCUGGGAGAUACUUUGCCGGUACCAUGGCUGAGGAAACAGCUCCGGCAGUUUUGGAGCGCCGCCAAGGGUCCUUGUACUCCCUCUUUCCCGAUCACCAUGUGGAAAAGUACUUUGACCAGGUGGACAUCUCCAAUGGUUUGGAUUGGUCUCUGGACCACAAAAUCUUCUAUUACAUAGAUAGCCUGUCCUACUCCGUGGAUGCCUUUGACUAUGACCUGCAGACGGGAAAGAUCUCCAACCGCAGAAGUGUUUACAAGCUGGAGAAAGAAGAACAAAUCCCAGAUGGAAUGUGUAUUGAUGUUGAGGGGAAGCUCUGGGUGGCCUGUUACAAUGGAGGAAGAGUGAUCCGUUUGGAUCCUGAGACAGGGAAAAGACUCCAAACUGUGAAGUUGCCUGUUGAUAAAACAACCUCAUGCUGCUUUGGAGGGAAGGAUUACUCUGAAAUGUACGUGACCUGUGCCCGGGAUGGGUUGGACUCCAAGGGUCUUCUGCAGCAACCUGAGGCUGGUGGAAUUUUCAAGAUAACUGGCCUAGGAGUCAAAGGAAUCCCUCCCUAUCCUUACACAGGAUGAGUGACAUCCUCUUCCUAGUGGAGGAGACGUAGAAGACAAUUAGAAAAUUCUGGAGCUGAAAUUUCCAUCUAGUUACCAAAAACAUGAAGCAAUGACAUUAACAGGAUUAAAUUUUUAUUUACAAUUUUUAAAAGGUAGAGUAUUUCUAACAAGGGGUGACAGGUGGUCUUGAUAACCUAAUAUAAGGCCUUCUGCAAAGGUACUAUAGAAAUAUAGAUGUGUUUAACUAUCAACGAAGCCUCCUGAUUCUUUGCAAAUUGCUGGUAAAGUUGGGGGAGAGGGAAGAGACUGUAUCUGUUCUUUACUCUGCAUUCCAUACUUACUAUACCUAAAGCUUCAAAACACUAAUAAAUAGUAGUCUGGCAAUGA